AUGCCCCGGUAUGUCGACACACUGCCGCCGGCAGUGAAUCCCAAGGAGAAGCAGGUUAUUGUGCUUAGUUUCGGGCGCAAUGGCACGCUGGGUCUGUAUACUGCGCUGGGCAAGCUCGGUUACAACCCUUGCCACAUGAAGACCGUCCUCAUGGGCGGCGCGCCUGAGGUUAGGAUGAUGAAAGAGGUCGUCAUGGAGCGACACUCGCCCAACGGCAAGCGGUACAACAAAGACGACUUGGACAAGUGGCUUGGGCAGUACGAUGCUCUCACCGACAUCACGCCGUUCUUCAUGGAAGAGGCCGUAGCUGCGUGGCCGGACGCCAAGUUCAUCCUCACCACUCGAGAGCCUGCGGCCUGGUAUGCCUCUGCGGAGAGUACCAUCUUGAGGAAGCCCGGCAUCGUCCAGCUUGUCAUGAUGGGCAUUCUGCGGUGGUUCAGUCCUCUUUUCUGGGAGAUGUCUGGAGUGAAAGAAUCUGCUCGGAUUAUCCUCUUUGGCGGAGGCGAGUUCAUGAACAAGGACGAUGCGAUACGCGCAUACAUCGCCCACAACGAGAAGGCCCGCUCCAUUGUACCAAAAGACCAGCUGCUCGAGGUCAAGCUGGAGGACGGUCUUGGCUGGGAGCAGAUCUGCCCCUUCCUGGGAAAGGAGAUCCCGAACGAACCUUACCCGCGCACCAACAGCCGUGACGAGUUCAAGGAGCUCCACGCCGGUGUCAUCAAGCCUCAUAUGCAAGCGGCUAUGGCAAAGUUGGUGACGACGAUCAUUGUGCCUUUGGCUGCUGCAGGAGCUUGGUAUUACAUGCGCUACGUAAAGAAUUGA
Thyridium curvatum is the source of this 822-nucleotide messenger RNA. RefSeq lists its product as uncharacterized. The transcript has 4 exons. Bases 1 to 822 code for a protein of 273 amino acids. The record is from RefSeq and is a predicted model, not a curated record. Lineage: Eukaryota; Fungi; Ascomycota; Sordariomycetes; Thyridiales; Thyridiaceae.